This is a messenger RNA of Callorhinus ursinus (northern fur seal), 2229 nucleotides long. It is a transcript of the gene STXBP4, whose product is annotated as syntaxin binding protein 4. Gene Ontology annotation, cellular component: cytoplasmic vesicle. Lineage: Eukaryota; Metazoa; Chordata; Mammalia; Carnivora; Otariidae. Gene Ontology annotation, biological process: regulation of insulin secretion involved in cellular response to glucose stimulus; insulin receptor signaling pathway. Gene Ontology annotation, molecular function: syntaxin binding. The record is from RefSeq and is a predicted model, not a curated record.
CGCUUGCAGUCGGGCUACGGAGGCCGGGUUGCCAGAUUACGGAAAGUAUUUAAGAAGCUUGUGGAGUAAUAUGAAUAAAGUAAUAUAAGAUCUGCAGGAAGUCCCUCAAGAUAACUGGAAAAGAAGAAUUUCUAGACUCUUCAAGAUCUUCAUUUAUCCAGUUAAAUCCAAGGCUCCUGUGGUAAAAUCAUGAAUAAAAGUACAUCUGCUGUGGUAUCAUCCAGUCUACUUGAAAAGGAUCCUGCCUUUCAGGUGAUUACAGUUACCAAGGAAACAGGCCUUGGUCUGAAGAUCCUAGGAGGAAUUAACCGGAAUGAAGGUCCCUUGGUAUAUAUUCAGGAAAUCAUUCCUGGAGGAGACUGUUACAAGGAUGGACGUUUGAAGCCAGGAGAUCAACUUGUCUCAAUAAACAAGGAAUCUCUGAUUGGUGUAUCCUUUGAAGAAGCGAAAAGCAUAAUUACCAGAGCCAAGUUGAGGUCAGAAUCUGCUUGGGAGAUAGCAUUCAUAAGACAAAAAUCUGAUGGCAGUCAUCUAGAAAUUCCAUCUUGUACAUCUUUUUUACAAGCUUCUGGAGAAUAUGGACCUCAAGUCUCGACAUUUAGCCUUCUUCCUUCUCCCCCUGAAAUACUAAUUCCAAAGACCUCAUCCACUCCCGAAACCACAGAUACCAUUUUAUCUUCUUUUAGGAUCAAUCAGAUAAAAACUGGAUACAAGAAAACAGAACAGACUCCAAUCACUUCUUUGGAAAAUAGCCCUACGGAUAUGUCUAAUACUGAUAUUGCCCCUGCAUGGACUGAUAAUUAUGGACCACAAGGAAAGAAGAUUUCCCUAAAUCCCUCUGUUCGCCUUAAGGCAGAGAAACUGGAAAUGGCUUUAGAUUAUCUUGGAAUUCAGCCCACAAAGGAACAACAUCAAGCCCUGAGGCAGCAAGUGCAAGUAGACCCAAAGGGGACAGUGUCUUUUGGAGAUUUUGUCCAGGUUGCCAGAAACUUGUUUUGCUUGCAGCUGGAUGAAGUGAAUGUCAGUGCACGUGAUAUUUCCAGCAUAUUAGAUUCACAGCUUCUUCCCUGUGAUUCCUUAGAGGCAGAUGAAAUAGAAAGGCUUAAGCGUGAAAGAAAUGAUGCCUUGGAGGAAGUGAAUACACUCAAGGAAAAGUUAUUUGAAUCAGAAAGACAAAAGAAACAGUUGACGGAAGAACUCCAGAAUGUGAAACAAGAAGCCAAAGCUGUGGUUGAAGAAACCAGAGCCCUGCGAAGUCGAAUCCACCUGGCUGAGGCUGCACAGCGCCAGGCACAUGGAAUGGAAAUGGACUAUGAAGAAGUGAUCCAUCUGUUAGAGGCCGAGAUCACAGAUCUAAAGGCUCAGCUUGCUGAUUAUUCCGACCAAAAUAAAGAAGGUUUUCAAGAGUUAAGAAAGAGAAUUACAGUACUCGACUGCCAAUUGCGAAAAUCGGAAAUGGCUCGAAAAACUUUGGAGGCAUCCACUGAAAAGCUUCUUCAUUUUGUAGAGACUAUUCAAGAAUUAUUUUCUGAUAAUUCUUCUCCUUUAUCAAAUUUAAGUGAAAGAAGAGCUAUGUUAGCUUCUCAGACUUCCCUUACACCACUGGGAAGGAAUGGACGUAAUAUCCCAGCAACGCUGGCUCUUGAAUCUAAGGAACUUGUUAAAUCUGUUCGGGCCAUACUUGACAUGGAUUAUCUACCUUAUGGGUGGGAGGAAGCUUACACAGCAGAUGGAAUCAAGUACUUCAUCAAUCAUGUAACACAGACGACGUCCUGGAUCCAUCCUGUGAUGAGUGCACUGAACCUGUCCUGCUCAGAGGAGAAUGAAGAGGAUUGUUCCAGAGAACUUCCCGAUCAGAAGAGCUGAUGGUCUUCUGUAGGAAGCUGAGCUCCAUGGUCUUGUAACAUCCCAUUCUACAUGGAUGACUCCCAACACGCAAUGGUCUAAAAUAGGAGCAAAACACACACUACUUAUUGAAGUUCUGAAAUAGAGACUCUAGAGUUAGGCUACUUUUGUAAAACUUUUUUUUUUUUUUUGCUUGUGAUGAGCAUUUUGUUUGUUUGUUUUAUUGAAGUGUAAUUAACAUAUAGUGUUAUAUUCAUUUCAGGUGUACAACAUAGUGAUUCAACAAUUCUGUACACUACUCCGUGCUCAUCACAAUGAGGGUACACUUAAUUCCCUUUAUCUAUUUCGUCCAUCCCCCCACCCAGCUCCCCUCUGGCAACCACC